AUGGCUCUUCACGCAACAGCAGAUGUCGAACGCAUCGAGGCGCCAGUUUCCUGGAAGGCCUAUCUCCUUUGCGCUUUCUCCUCCCUCGGUGGCAUCUACUUUGGGUACGACUCUGGGUACAUCAAUGGUGUCAAUGGCAUCGCAGACUGGGUGGACAUCAUUGAUCCCGGUCAUACCACGCUGACCGCAUCUCACUCGUCCCUCAUCGUGUCGAUUCUCUCCGCUGGCACCUUUUUCGGAGCGGUCAUUGCAGGGGAUGUCGCCGAGUGGAUUGGGCGCAAAUGGACUGUCAUUUGCGGCUGUGUGAUUUACGCAAUUGGCAUUGUCAUUCAAAUGCUCACCGGCAUUGGUGGUAACGCUCUUGGCAUCAUUGCUGCUGGCCGUCUCAUUGCCGGUAUUGGAGUCGGCUUCGAAUCUGCAAUCGUGAUCCUAUACAUGAGUGAGAUCUGCCCCAAGAAGGUUCGUGGUGCCCUUGUCGCCUGCUACCAAUUCUGCGUCACCAUUGGUCUCAUGCUGGCGUCUUGUGUGGUCUACGGAACAGAACGGCGGGGAGAUAGUGGCUCCUACCGGAUUCCAAUUGCGAUUCAAUUUAUCUGGGCCAUCGUUCUGGGCGUUGGGCUUCUGUUCCUCCCUGAAUCGCCUCGCUACUUCGUCAAGAAGGGCCAGACGGAGAAAGCCAGACAGGCCCUCUGUCUGGUCCGCGAUCAGCCUCGCGAUUCCCAAUACGUCGAGGCUGAACUCGCCGAGAUCAUUGCCAACGAGGAGUACGAACGCAAUAUCAUACCCGACGCCGGGUGGUUUGGAAGCUGGAAGAACUGCUUCCGAGGUAGCCUCUGGGUGCAGAAAUCCAACCUGCGUCGUACCAUUCUGGGCACCUCCCUUCAGAUGAUGCAGCAGUGGACCGGAGUGAACUUCAUCUUCUACUUCUCGACCACCUUCCUCCAGUCCACCGGCGCAAUCAGCGACACGUUCUUGACGUCGAUGAUCUUCACCAUCGUCAACGUGUUCUCGACCCCAGUCUCCUUCUACACCGUCGAGAAGUUCGGCCGUCGUUCCCUUCUCAUCUACGGCGCCCUCGGCAUGCUGGUCUGUCAGUUCAUCGUCGCCAUCAUCGGGGUCACGGUUGGCUUCAACCACACUCACCUGGAUGCCGGCGGCAACACCAUCGCCAACAAUAUCUCGGCCGUCAACGCCCAGGUCGCACUGAUCGCCAUCUACAUCUUCUUCUUCGCGUCCACGUGGGGCCCUGGCGCAUGGAUUCUCAUCGGUGAAAUCUUCCCCAUCCCCAUCCGCUCCCGCGGCGUCGCUCUCUCCACCGCCUCCAACUGGUUGUGGAAUACCAUCAUCGCCGUCAUCACUCCUUACAUGGUGGGAUCCGACCCGGGUGAAGCCAACAUGAGAUCCUCGGUCUUCUUUGUCUGGGGCAGUCUCUGCACCGCUUGCUUUGUCUACGCCUACUUCCUUGUUCCAGAGACCAAGGGCCUGUCGCUGGAACAGGUUGAUCAGAUGAUGGAGGAAUGUACGCCUCGGACCUCGCCGAAAUGGCGUCCGCACUCUACAUUCGCCCGGGAGAAGGGGAUGGUCGCUCCUGAACAGGGGGAGGUGGAACAGAUUGCCUAG
Molecule: messenger RNA, 1620 nt
Organism: Aspergillus bombycis
Lineage: Eukaryota; Fungi; Ascomycota; Eurotiomycetes; Eurotiales; Aspergillaceae
Product: sugar porter family MFS transporter
Exons: 2
Coding region: 1-1620 (539 amino acids)
Biological process (GO): transmembrane transport; carbohydrate transport
Cellular component (GO): membrane
Molecular function (GO): carbohydrate:proton symporter activity
Source: RefSeq, a predicted model, not a curated record